AUGGAGGCGAUUAGCUUAUUGGGUCGGCUGAGGAAGGCGGUGAAGAAGAUUAGAUUCAUGAUGAAUUUUAGCAUUCAAAGAUGGCGGUUAGCGGCGAUGUUAGGCCGGACUUCGUCGAGAAAUCUCCGUCUUAGCUUCACCGAACGUCCGGGAUUAAAGGCUUGUUCGGAAGAUAUUAUUAUGGAAGAAGAACAGUCGGUUUCUUCUUCAUCUCGUGGGCUACAAAGAACCACCAGCUACGCUUCUGAAGAUGACGUGGACUCCCGUGCGGAGGCUUUUAUUGCUAAUUUCUAUCGCCAGCUCAGAAUCGAACGCCAGGUGUCACUUGAGCUUCAAUAUUGCCGUGGAAAUAGUUUUGAUUAA
Cucumis sativus (cucumber) is the source of this 363-nucleotide messenger RNA. RefSeq lists its product as hypothetical. NCBI's taxonomy places the organism in Eukaryota, Viridiplantae, Streptophyta, Magnoliopsida, Cucurbitales, Cucurbitaceae. The coding region runs from base 1 to 363 and encodes 120 amino acids. The record is from RefSeq and is a predicted model, not a curated record. The transcript has a single exon.